AUGGUUGAAACAGUUGUGACUCAUCUUGUUCAUAUUGGUAAUUAUGGUGACUUCAAUACCGCAGCAAAAUUUUCUUCAACAACAACAGCAAAAGAUAUUCAAUGUUAUGCCGAAAAAAUAUUUAUAAAUACAUUACGGAAUUCACCUAUCUUAUCAAUGUAUCAGUGUAGAAUUGAAAUUGAACACAAACCAGGUGUAUUUAUGCUAUUAGAGGAUCGUUACAUAAAAGAUUUUCAACCUUUUGGUGAAGAAGCUUAUCAGAAAGAUGUUAAUGAAUAUAAUAUUAAUCAACAACAAAAUAUUGAUGCUAAUCAAAGAGAAAGUUCAAUGGAUAGCUUUGAUUAUACAGUAUUCUCUGAUCUAUUUGGAAAAGAUUUAUCUGUUGAUGUCGGUCGUGCAGAUUUAAGUUGGGGUAUCGAUGAACCUAUUUGUAAUCAACGUAUUGCAACAUUUGAUGAUCAAUCCCAAUUAUCUACCAAACCAUCGUUUGUUCAAAAUUCAAAUAUGCAUUCAAACACUACUUUACAUCCUGUUUCUUUGAAUGAAACAAGAAAUGCGAGUAGAUUACCAUGUACAUUUAUCGAUGAGCCACAAUUGCCAUCAACAAUAGAAAAUUCAUUUAAUCCACCUGGUAUGUCAUUUUUAUUCUAA
Molecule: messenger RNA, 651 nt
Organism: Rotaria sp. Silwood1
Lineage: Eukaryota; Metazoa; Rotifera; Eurotatoria; Philodinida; Philodinidae
Source: the annotation of a GenBank genome assembly